AUGAAUAUAUCACAACCCGUCUCCUCCGAAGUUGAGUCGGUUGAGUUCACUUUCCUUUCGCCCACCGAAAUCGAAGCCAUCUCCGUCAAGCGCAUCGAGAAUGACAGUACAUUCGAUUCCAUGCUCAAUCCUGUCCCGGGCGGUCUUUAUGAUCCUGCUCUGGGCUCAUGGGGCGACUCGCCAUGCACAACUUGCAACCUGAAUCAUACAUACUGCCCCGGCCACCCCGGUCAUAUCAGACUACCCGUUCCUGUCUACCACCCUAUCUUCCUAGACCAGGCCUACCAUCUCCUCCGAGCUACAUGCCUAUACUGCAAGGGCUUUCGACUGCCUGCCAAAGAAUUGCACAAGUACAUGUGCAAACUCCAACUCCUACAACAUGGCCUUGUACAAGAAGCUCAUAUUAUUGAUGCAAUUGGCGAAAGCGGUCUUGCCGAUGCCGAUGAUCUUGAGGCCUCCGUAUCUGACGGCAGUGAAGCCGAAGACGACACCGGCUCCAUUGACAAUGUCACCCGCAAAAGACAAAAAUACGUCGACCAAUGCCUGCGCGGCAACAAGAAAACAAUGCGUGAUAUUAAGAAAGGCAAGCAUGAAGGGGCCGGGCAGAUGCGUCGCGAGGUCAUCAAGGAAUUUCUCGCCGAGGUCACGAAGAGGCGUGAAUGCGCCAGUUGCAAUGGCAUCUCUCCAACUUACCGCAAGGACGCAUUUGUGAAGAUUUUCGAAAAAGGGCUUUCCGGCAAGGAACAGACCAAAAUGGUGCUGCGUGGCCUCAAAUUCGCCGAUGCUAUGUCUCAAGUACAAGAGAAGACUGUGGCCAAAGAGGAUCAGCAAAAUGGAGUUACUCAGGACUCUAGCGAAGAUGAAUCUGAAUCAGACGAAGAUGUAUCGAUGCCAGAUGUCGACGAAGAAGAGCCCUCGGCCACAAAAUCCAGUCGCCCUGAAACCCGGCAAAGAUACAUUAGCCCCCUAGAAGUCCGCGCUCGUCUGGUCGAGCUCUUCAACAAGGAGCAGGACAUCAUUUCGUUCCUCUAUAACGCCAAGCCAGCCACCAGGAAAACCCCGAAAACGACGCCAGAUAUGUUCUUCAUCACAAUGCUACUUGUCCCACCGAAUCGAUUCCGCCCCGAGGCUCGCAUGGGUGACUCGGAAAUAUCAGAAGCGUCGCAAAACAGCCUGUACAAAAACAUUUUGCGCUGCAAUAGCAAAAUUGCUCAAUUUCACAACAACGUGCAAAAGGGCAACUCUCACAUUACAGCGGUGCAUCUUGCGUGGGUCGAGCUGCAAGAAUCAGUCAAUGCGCUUAUUGAUAAGAACAAAAAUCCCAUCCAGGGGGCAGCUGCCAAGCGCAACGAGGACGGCAUCAAACAGAAGCUUGAGAAGAAGGAGGGCUUGUUCCGAAAGAAUAUGAUGGGAAAGCGAGUUAAUUUUGCUGCGCGAAGUGUAAUCUCGCCGGAUCCCAACAUUGAUACGAACGAGAUUGGCGUUCCUCCUGUGUUCGCUCAAAAGUUGACUUAUCCUGAACCCGUUACGAGUCACAACUUCAGAGAUAUGCAACAAGCUGUCAUCAACGGCGCUAAUAAAUGGCCAGGCGCCAUUGCGAUCGAGGAUGAGAACGGCCAAAUUGUCAAUCUUCGCAACAAGUCGGUAGAUGAUCGCAUCUCUUUGGCAAACCAACUCCUUGCCCCCACGCAUGCAAAUGCCCCCAAGAUCAAGAACAAAAAGGUUCAUCGCCACAUGACGAACGGUGAUGUCGUUUUAAUGAACCGUCAACCAACAUUGCAUAAGCCGUCCAUCAUGGGACAUCGUGUUCGAGUUUUGCCUGGUGAAAAGACUAUUCGCAUGCACUACGCCAACUGUAACACCUACAACGCCGAUUUCGACGGUGAUGAGAUGAACAUGCAUUUCCCACAGAACGAGCUUGCGCGCGCAGAGGCUCUUCAGAUUGCUGACACCGAUCACCAAUACCUCUCCGGAACCCAAGGAAAGCCCCUUCGAGGCCUCAUUCAGGACCAUCUUUCAGUCUCGAUUGCCUUGUGCAACCGUGAUACCUUCUUUAGCAAAGGAGACUACCAUUCUCUAAUCUAUAGUGCCCUACGACCAGAGAGUGGACACAUUCUUUCAGAGCGUCUUCAGCUUGUACCGCCGGCUAUCAUCAAGCCUGCUCCCAGAUGGACCGGGAAGCAAAUUAUUACCACGAUAUUGAAGAACCUCAAGCCUGCUAAUUGCAGCGGUCUGACAAUGCAUGGAAGUACUCAACUGAAAGCGGAACAAUGGGGACCCAAUUCCGAAGAAGGUGUUGUGCGUGUGCAAGAUGGCGAAUUGAUUACUGGAAUCCUUGACAAGUCGCAAAUUGGACAAAGUUCCGGCGGUAUUGUUCACGCCGCGCAUGAGGUUUACGGCUCGGCUAUCGCCAGCAAGUUGUUGAGCUGCUUGGGUCGACUGCUGACGAGAUUGCUGAACAUGCGCGCUUUCUCUUGUGGUAUGGAUGACCUGCGACUCACAGAGGCCGGCGAGAAGGCUCGCUUGCAAGCCCUGGAGCAGGCUAGCGAAAUGGGUCUCGAGAUCGCAUCGGAAUACGUCUCGUUACCUGGUAACAAGGAUCCCACCAACAAACUUUUGCUUGAACGUCUCGAGGAAGUCUUGCGCGAAGACAAGAAUCAAGAAAGCCUCGAUUUGUUGAUGAAUCAGGGAACAAAGGACAUCACUGACAGUGUCCAAAAGGCUUGCCUGCCUAAAUUAGAAAAGCCAUUCCCGAAGAACCAAAUGCAAGCCAUGACUACCUCCGGUGCCAAGGGCUCCCGAGUCAACGCCUCCCUUAUCUCUUGCAACUUGGGCCAGCAAGUUUUAGAAGGCAGACGUGUUCCGUUGAUGGUUAGUGGAAAGACUCUACCUUGUUUCAAACCAUUCGAGACAAACAUCGGGUCCGCUGGCUAUAUCCGCAGCCGAUUCCUUACUGGUAUUCGUCCUCAUGAGUACUAUUUCCAUCACAUGGCUGGUCGCGAAGGUCUUAUCGAUACAGCCGUCAAAACGUCGCGCUCCGGCUACUUACAAAGAUGUGUCAUCAAGGGUCUGGAGGGUCUCAUGGUUUCCUACGAUGCCUCAGUGCGCGACGCGGAUGGCUCCGUGAUACAGUUCCUCUAUGGCGAGGAUGGGCUCGACGUCACGAAGCAGAAGUAUUUGAAAGAUUUUGACUUCAUUCUCGAGAAUGUUGCUUCGGAACUUGUGCAGCUGAAGUAUGACACUAAGGUUGUUGAGACGCUCACUUCCAAACGAGACGUUUUCAUGAAGUAUAUGAAGAGCGCUGUCAAACGCGCCAAGUCGGACAGUACAGCUGCUAAGGAUCCCUUGAUCGGUUCCUAUAACCCCACUACCAACACCUUUGCAAUGUCCGAGCUUUUCUACGAAGCUAUGUCGGCAUACGUCAAAGAAAACAAGAGCGGUCUUAUCCGAGAAAAGAGCAGCGAGAAGCAGACGCGGAGCGCCGUCGCCCUCUCUCGCAAAAACGCCGAAACACUCUUUGCUCUCAAGUACCAACGCUCUCUUGUCGAACCAGGCGAGGCGGUUGGUAUCGUUGCUGGCCAGUCUGUCGGCGAACCUUCGACUCAAAUGACACUGAAUACCUUCCACUUGGCUGGCCACGCAGCCAAGAACGUGACACAGGGUAUUCCUCGACUUCGAGAAAUUCUCAUGACCGCCUCUGCUGUUAUUUCUACGCCUUCAAUGACCCUUUAUCCCCGUUCAGACAUCUCGCCCGACCAGGCGGAGGUUUUCACAAAGAAGAUUAGCCACACACCACUUGGUUACAUCAUGGACAGCCUCAUGGUCGAAGAGCGAGUAGGACGUGGCAAAAUCCACCAUCAAGCCAAGGUCUACAAGAUUGCCAUGAAGUUCUUCCCGUCUGCUGAAUACUGCGAAACAUAUGCCAUUACGGUUGCGGACGUUAUGAAUGCGGUUGAGCGGAAACUCUUGCGCCAGAUCAUAAUCUUGAUGAAGAAGGAGAUCAAAAAACGCGGAGGCCCAAGCGCCGCAGCCACACCAGAAAUCGGUGUUCGAUCUGGCGUCGUGGAGGUGGCAUCAGCAUCUGCAAAUACGCAGAGUCGGGGUGAUGACGAUGAUGAUGAUGAUGACGGCGGCGACGGCGAUGCUACCAGCGCCAAGCAACGAGCGAACCGCGGAGAGGAGGUGUCGUACGGCGACAAUGAUGAUGAGGAGAACGCAAUCCAGAAGGCCAUGGGGAAGGACGCCGCGGACGAGAGCGAGGAUGAGGAGAUGAAUGGCGUAUCAAACGGUGUGUCUGCAGGCGAUGACGACGAGGAUGAGGAUGAGAGCGAAGAAGAUGAUGUUCAGCCUACAACCUCUGCCCGAGCCGAGCGCAUCAAAAAUGCUUUUCAAGAGAUAUCUGACUUCGAAUGCGACGAAAAGAGCGGAGCGUGGUGCAAAAUCACAAUCGAGCUUGACUCGGACUCCCCCAAGUUUUUGAUGCUGAAUUUGGUCAAGACUGCUAUUGCCAAGACUAUGAUUCGGGAGAUUAGAGGCAUCGGCUCCUGCACAUUCAUCGAAGGCGAAAUUCAGGCAUCAGGAGUCAAUCUACGCGCGAUGCAGACGUUCUCCGAAUAUAUCGACCCCGACAGGAUCCGAACGAACGAUGUCGCAGCAGUUCUAGAUAUGUACGGCGUCGAGGCGUGUAGAGCAAGUAUUGUACGAGAACUGGACGGUGUCUUUGGUGGUCACGGUAUUUCUGUGGACAACCGCCACUUGAACCUCAUUGCGGACUACAUGACGAGAAACGGAGCAUUUACCGCUUUCAGCCGUAUGGGUCUAAAGGGUAAUGUUAGUCCCUUUACGAAGAUGAGUUUCGAGACGACAUUGGCGUUCCUCAAGGACGCCGUGUUGGAUGGUGACUGGGAUGAUUUGACGACGCCUAGUGGCCGGUUGGUGUUGGGCCGUCUGGGCAAGUUGGGAACUGGCAGUUUUGAUGUUUUGACGAGAAUGCCUACGCAUCACGUCGAGUCUUGA
Molecule: messenger RNA, 5016 nt
Organism: Cordyceps fumosorosea ARSEF 2679
Lineage: Eukaryota; Fungi; Ascomycota; Sordariomycetes; Hypocreales; Cordycipitaceae
Product: DNA-directed RNA polymerase I subunit RPA1
Exons: 2
Coding region: 1-5016 (1671 amino acids)
Biological process (GO): DNA-templated transcription
Cellular component (GO): RNA polymerase I complex
Molecular function (GO): DNA-directed RNA polymerase activity; DNA binding
Source: RefSeq, a predicted model, not a curated record